AGCAGGCAGUGUUUGUGUUUCAUGUUUUACGAUUUUAUAGUAUGUGGUUGAACGAGAAAAAAUAAAAUUGAAAUAAUUAAAACGUCCAUCUAAUUUUAAUCCCAGCUCGUGUGUAGUUGAACCUAAUUUUAUCUAAAUGGCAUUGUGAAAGAACUAAAUAUAAUUGUGUUAAAUCGUUAUAAUGUUUCGUCUUUGUUUCGGAAUAUUUCGACCAACAUCAGUUUCGUUUUGGGCUGGAAUUACCAUAUUUCAAUUAUCAGGAAUUUGGAUAAAAUUAUCUUGAACUUUAUUUCAGAUAAUGAAUUUGUUUUUUAUCGUCCAUCCCUCUGUGGUUGAAAAAUGAGUUCGAGGCCGAGCUCCGGUUCUAAAUUAACGUCGGGGCAUAGAAGAUCGGAGUCGAGUAGUCAUCACAGACAUAGUUCAGGUAGCUUCGUUCAAAAUAAAUCCGAUUCUGGUCAUAGCAUCAAUUCUGAAUACAAUGCUAAUCAAAAAUACGGACAUCACAGGUCGAAAUCUAAUGUGGCCGAAAGAGAGAUGGAAAAAGAAUCGACGGUUACGCCGAAAUCUUCCCUUAGACUCGAUUUUCGUUCUGAGGGUCGUAAUACCAGACCUACGUCUCUUUAUCCGCUCAGAUCUAACGAUAGCGGCAUUAUAGGUCACGAUCCUGUCCAACCGGAACGAGAACCCCUAAGGUUCGACGUAACUUUGGUUGGAGCGCCCCCGGAAGUGGAGCAGCUAGUUAACAAUAUAAAACAGGUCGCCGAGCAGUUUUUGUAUCACUGGAAGACAUUUCCCAUAAUUCUUCCUAGCCCUGUAUCUCAUUGCGAUUUGUUUACGACAUCUCAGGUGUCUUCGGACGGGUCUCUAGGUAAACUCAAAUCGAAAUAUCAUUUGAGAGAUCUGUUUAUAGCGCCAUCUUUUGAUGAACUCGACGCCGUUGCUGUUGAUGGUAAGGGGGAACCGAGGAGAUUGACUGGGAAGCAGCUUGAGUAUAUCAGGGAAAGGGGCUUGCACAAGGACAAAUUUGGAAAACCAAAAAGAUUGAAGCAGGAACAACUAGAAAGUAUUAGAUUAAAUGGUGUUUUCGAAGUGGAAUCGUUGAAUUUUCCCGGACAAAAACACAAAUGGAAACUAUCUCAAUUUUUACAGAAGGGAUUGUUGAAUAGUAACGAUUCGCUAUUGAACGAUUUAGCUUUAGCUGUUAGGUUCAUCGUUGUGACUGCCAAAGGAAGGCUAGUGUCUCAUUUCUUUAGCGUUUCUCGAGCAGCUAGUGCCUUGUUGGCGGGAUUCCUUCGAAUUCUGGAUGUUCUUAUAGGGAUACCCAGUCUUCAAGCUCACAAUUUAGAUGCUAAACUUAGAGAAGAGAGAAAUAAAUAUCUUGUUGCCGAAUUAGUGUGUAGGCCCGAAAACGAAGAUUCCCUCGAAGUGUUGUGUUCAUUUAUCCGUAAACAGCUGCGAAGGGCCGCGACGGAAAAAUUCGAAGUUACAAGAGAAUGUUCCCAACCGCCCGUUUCGGUCCCCUACAAAUUCCUAACGCCCUCAGGUUCCGAGUUAGAUUUGAGACUAUGGGACAGAUCCCUAAUGAGAAAACUACUCCCGAUAUUAGUUUCCAUAUUAGAAAGAGAAACUAGAGGGUGGUUUCUACAUUUUAGAGAAAGACUGAUAGCAGAAUUGAGGACUCAAAAAAUGCCAGACGAGGAUAUCGAAAAGGAGGUAAACGAGGCCGUGAUGAAGGAAUACCUCCAAAGGGUGUACAACAGCAUCCUGUCUCACCCCGAUAUCAUGGCUCUUGGAGAAGAUUUUGGUCAAUUGUUGGUGCAACAAGCUCAGAGUGUGGUUCUGAUGCAUCGAGCCGUCGAGAACGUCCAACAUCGUUUGAACAAAUCCCAAGAGGAAGUGAAAGUUCGAUUGUGUAACGCCCAUCCGGUUUUGUCGAGGAUCGGACCGUGGUUGAGGGCCAAACUAGGAGCGGCGGAGAGUAAAUUUAGUUUGGAGAAUCAGUGGAGCGCCCACGAAGAGGCUCUGAUGCUUUGUAAUUCCCAAAGGCUCGUCCAGACCGUCUAUUUUCUAAAUAGAGAUUUGACUUUUAUGAAAGAACGCGAACCGGCUUUGCUCAGAGAACUGCGCAAAGACAAAAUACCGACGAGGAACUUUUUGUGGCCGACCCAAAUAUGGUUACCGAAAAAUUGGGUGGUCCGACGAAAUUUCCAAGGGCAAUCCGAAAUCGUACCGACGGUCCUGAGCAAACAGGCGACCAGCAUCACCACCCCGAGAUCGGAUCCGAGUCAACCGGUGUUUUUGGUCGAAAAAGAAACGAUCCGGACGACGACGACGCGCUGGCCCCUUUGGAGGAUCUUCAAUUAUUUCCACCGCACUUGGUGCUGGACAUGGAACGCGAUGUUCUUUUUCGGCGUCGUCCUACCUUGGUGCAGCCCAGUCGGUUUGAGGGCGUUGUUCUGUUUGGAACCGUUCAUGGCCGAUCUGGAAUUGUCCCAAAUCAACGGGACACUUUUUCCUAGAAAGAGCAGCUUGACGCCGACCCUAAUGUCGAGAUUGUUGAAUCUGUGGAGGCACAUUUCCAAAUCGAGGACCCAUUUUGAAACCAAACCCGAUACCGGUUUUAUUGGGAAAGGACUCACUAGGCAUUUGAAUAGGAUUUGGAAUUAUUUUAUCAAAGGAUUGUUUGGAACGUUGUUGAUCGUUUUGGUGUUUCCCGUUGUUUGUUUUUUGGUGACUUUUGCGAGUUUUUUUGUUGCCGUGACUUCGGUCGUUUGGAUGCCGUGUCUGACGUUGGUGGUACAAAUUACUAAUUGUCUAAUUUACGAUCUGGACAGUCCGGAAUUGAAGAGGAACAGAUUUUUCGUUAUAUUCGAGGCUGUCUUAUGGAACAUAUUUAUACAGGGUUGCGUCCAACCCUUAAUCGCCUUGGUUGUAGCGGCGUUCAUCUGUCCGAUGAUUUCGCUCGUUAUUUUAGCCGGUGGUUUCGUACGUUAUUGGUUACGUCUUCUGUGGGACGCAAUAAUUUUCCACAUGUUGAUAAAAAAACGAGGCCGUAUACCGGCCAGCGACAGUUUCGCUGUGAAAAGAAUAGCGGGACCCGGUCUAGCUUCCGAUUACUAUUUCCAAAUCAGUCCGGAACAAGCGUUGGCUGCGUUCGAAGCCAAAAUGGAAUGGGACGAAUUGGCGGCUUAUCAAGCUCUCGUCGAAAAUACGAUUCUGCAACCCCAGAAAGAUUUUAGUCAUUUCGUCGAAGCUUGCUUCGGUAGUUUUUCUACUCAAUUAGCCAAAAACGGACCUUAUCGAAGUUUGGAGAAGGAGGCGCAAGAUUUGAUGGGCAUAUUGCACGAAAAAUUGGAAAAGAGAAGAAGAGAUUUGCAGACUGGACUCAAUGUUUCCGUUAAGAGUAAAGUUAAAUUAAGUACGCCAGAUCUGAAGGUCGCAAUCCAACAGGGAGCCCUCAUGUUAGAGAGGUUCUAUCCCAAACAGAUAAUACCAAAGUUGGGAUGUACGGAAGACCAAUUUUGGGACAGCAGGGCUCUGAGUCCCGGCGAUUGGGCGGGUUUGGCCGGUCUCUUAUAUUCCGAAUUAUUCAGUUUGGAUUUUUUGACUCCCCUAGAUCAUUCCGAUACCAGUUUCAGACUCGAUUCGCAUUCGCAAGUCGAUUUGAGUCGUUACACAGAAAUGGUUCAAUGCGCCCAAUUGGGUGCGGGAGGUCCGGAUCUGUUAGGGAACGUUUACACCCCUAGAGGAAACAUCCAAGUGCAUUCUCCCUACCUCGACGUGUCCGCAUUUAAUCCUAGAUGUAAAUCGACCGCAACCGAAAGAAAAACUGAAAAAACAGAUGAUUCUUCCGCCGUAUUGGGUUCGUUGAGAACGAACCGAAGGGCGACACUCUGGAUGCCCUGGAAGAAACGUAGCCGUCCUUAUUCUCCCGAUAAAAUGAUGAUACCUUUACCGAUACCUCAUCCGGCUCACAUAGCAGUUACCAUCUACAACAGGGAUUCCGAUGAUCCCAUACCAUUAGAAUCAGACAUAUGUCAAAGUAUCCUUAGAGGUAUAGAAGAAAGUCACGUGUCACCGGAUGACAGCGGUAUAGGUAGGUUGAAAGGAGGAAUCGAUUCAUUUGGUGGUACGACUAGUUCGAGUUCGAAUACGCUCGAUAGUCAACCGAUCGAAGAAUCGAACGAAUCUUCUGACGGGGGGGUUUAUCGAUGGACGUUGAGCAAUUGGAGCGGCGGCGUCGGCGGCGGUAGGAAGCGGCUGAAUUCCGGUAGCGUCCGCGUCGAUUUGGCCAGUCCGGAAGACGUAACUUUAGACAGCGAUAGUACCAGGGUGGUUUUUUGUACGUACGGUACAACCGUUUAAAUAUCAGCAUAAUUUUUUUAAUUUUUUUUCGAAUAAGCUUUAAAUAUGAAAUUAACCUUAAGAGUGAUGUUGUUGUUGUUGUCGUUUAUUUUUUUUUAUUGAUUUUUUUUAUUUUGUUUUCGCCAAAGUUCGACGUCAUAGUAGAUUUUUCGAUAACGAAAAAGCUUUAAAGUGAAAUAUUCGUUUUUGUAUGACAAUUAGAUUUAAGUAGGGGGGCGGGGGGGUAUUCGAUACCCCGCGAAUUUCGAAAUGUGGAAAUUUCGUUACGAUAAUCAAUUAUUAAUCGAAAACGUUUCGUAAUAUCGAUAGACCUAUUAAAAAUCGAUUUAUUUUUAGUAAAUUUGAGGUUAUGUUGAAAAAUUACGAUUCGGAGUAAUUUUAAUUUCAUGAAAAAUUCAUUUUCUCCAUACGCCAUCGCAUUUAUUUCGAAUUUUCUCGAAAUAAUCGAAAUGUUUUUUGAUAUAUUCCAAAAAAAUUAUCAAUUUUUUAAUUUUUUCAACCUGUAUGUUAAUAAAAUUUUAAAUACGAACUUUUGUUUUCGAAACUGUUGUUCCAGAGGUUCAUUUGAACUACUCUCAAAGUUUGACAGCUAAAGAAACAUGAAUCGGUAUAUUUGAAGGUUCAUUUGAACUACUUUUAACGUUUUCGCAGCUGCCAAGACAAUUCAAAUAUGGCGUUUCAUUUGAACUACUCUCAACGUUUUAUAGCUAAAAAGACAUGGAUUGAAAUAUUCAAAGGUUUUCCAAAUUUAUGGUCAACUAGACGUUAUUUUGCACUUUUAAAUAUCCAUUUGAACUAUUUUUAGACUUUCACAGCUAAACAGACAUUAUUUUGAACAUUCUAAGGUUCAUUUAAACUACUCUCCGAGUUUUCCAGCUGAAUGAACAUUAAUUUGAACUACUUUUCAAAUUACGGAAUGAGUCGAUUUAUUUGAACUAUUUACUCAAUUUGAAGGUAUAUUUGAACUACUUUUAUCAAUUCAGUAGUCAUUUUUUUAUAUAUAUAGCGAGUAUUUGAACUACUUUCUCAUGUUGGACGUUAACAGAUAAAUUUUCCGAAUUUUGUUUUCGUCCUUUAUCCUUUUCGAAUUAACUUAACGUUGUAUGUUUAAUGUAGAUUGAGAAAAAAAAAAUUAUUGAAAAUAUCAGAAAAAGGACCGAUUAAUUUUCGACCGACGUUUCGAUGCGUCUCAAUACAUCUUCAAAUCGUUUGGAAUUUUCUACAUUUCAAAAUCCGAUCCGCAAUAGUGUCAUUUUUGACGUAAAAGAUGAAGCUGUACAUAAAAUAAUGCUCAAUCUAAUUCAAUAAAUAUUAAGUAUUAAAAAUAAUCGUAAUCGUUGAAAAAAUUUUUCAUUUUUCAUUAAUUAUUCAACCACAUAUAUUAUUUCUACUUACCCUCGUAUAUUCGAAUUUUAAUAAAACGAUUUUAUUUUUUUUAUACAUAUACAAUCGAUUUUUUUUCAAAUAUAAUCGAGAUAUUCAAUAAUUUUCGACUGAAGGAUAUGAAUCUUUUAAUUUUUUUUCAUUUGCUCACACUGUAUAUUAACCAAUUUUUAAAUACAAACGUUUCGUUUACAAACCUAUUUGAUUAUUAUUCAAAAUUAAAGGUUUUUUAUGGAAAUUUCGAAUGCUCAUCCGAACUACUCUUCAAAUUUAGGAUUCCUCAAACGUUUUUUUUUUAGAAAUUUCGAAUGUUCAUUUGAACUACUCUUCAAAUUUAGGUUUCCUCAAACGUUGUUUUUAGAAAUUUCGAAUGUUCAUUUGGACUACUCUUCCAAUUUAGGAUUCUUCAAUUCCCCAUUGGAAUGUUCAUUCGAACUACUCUUCAAAUUUAGGUUUCCUCAAAUGUUGUUUUUGGAAAUUUUGAAUGUUCAUUUGAACUACUCUUUGAAUUUAGGAUUUCGCAACGUUUUUUAUGGAAAUUUCGCAUGUCCAUUCGAACUACUCUUUAAAUCUAGAAUUCCUCUGACAUUUAGAAGUUAAUUUGAACUAUUCUAUUAAGUCGGAGUUGAGUAUACGUUUUUCUCAAAUAUUUAUUUCUAAUAUCCAUUAGAAGAUUUAUUAGAACUAUUUUUGAAGUUUCGCAGCUGAGCAGACGUUAAUAAUUUACACAGUUGAAGUUCGUUUGAACUACUCCAAUAGUUUCAUAGAUGAAUAAACAUUAAUUUGUCCUACGAUUGAAUGUUAAUUUGAACUACUUUCUACCAUUUUUUUAUAUAUUUUAACAAUUUAUUCAAUUCGGAGCCGAAUAGACAUUAAUUUGAAUGUUAAUUCGAACUACUUUUCAAAGUUUUUAAACAUUUAAAUGUUCAUUUGAACUACUUUAAGAGUUUCGAUUCAAUUUAAUUUAUAUAAAAGGAAAAUAACGAACUUUCGUUAUGAUAUGUGGUUGAAAUAAGGUAAAAUUCAAAAUUCAGUUGGAAAAAAAAUUACCUACAAUUUUAUUUUAUGAAAAUCGCGAUAAAAAAUCUUUUAUAUGAUUUGGGUAAGUUGUAACCAAUCUCAAAUCACAUCCUGAAGGAAGGUUUAAUGCAGAAAUCAAAUUUUUGUUUUUAUCUAUGUAGGUUUUGAUUAAAAAUUGGCGCAGCUAAUAGGAUUCACCGAAACAUCAACAUUAUCGUCUUGAUAAUAAUUUUUUUUCCUAAAUAACGAGAUUAGAAGAUGAAAAAUAUUGAUUAUCACAAGAAUACAUCAUCACAAAUAAUAAAUAGUCAAUGAUAGAAUAUCGUAAGGCUUACUUUUUGAAAAUAAUCGAAAAAUAAAAAUUAAAAGCUGCAAAAAAUUGAUAGUUUCAACUAUAUACGGUUAUCCUUGAAAAAUAUUUUCACUUGAGUAUAAAUCAGGAGCGUUUGGAGGUUUCUUUAUGUAAUUUCGGUUAUAAUUCUUGUUCAAUUUUAUCAAUUUUAUGCAGAUUUGAUCUAGCAAUAAUUAUUAUUAAUUUACUCGGACAGCUCAUCGCUUUUUUUAUCUAAUAAUUUUAUUUGUGAUAUAUAAUAUUUUAGGUAAAAAUUCAAUUAUUUUUUUAUAUAAUCGAUUUUUUUACAUAUACCGCUGAGAUUACUGUUAUUUUAUCGUUUAUAUAUAUAUAUAUAUAUAUACACUCGGUAUAAUAAGGUGACUAAAUUUAAUUAAUUCCUUAUUUACAAAAAAUUUGAAGUUUUUCGUAUAUCCCCUGUAUUAAUAUCAAAUUCAUACCACAGCUAUAAUUUUUUCAAUUAUCCCUCGUAUUAACAUUUUUGAAAAAUUUUAAUUUCGGCAUUUGAUUUUUUUUGAUAAUUAAACUUGGUCACCCUGUAAAUAUUUGUAUCCAUUCUGUAUUAUUAUGUAUGUAUUUGCUUUUAAUUGUUUGUACUUUUGUGUAUAUUUAUAAAGCUGUGAAGUUUUGCUAAAAAGUUAUGUUUAUUAAAAUAGAAGAAGAAUAAAUGAUGCAUUUAAGACUGAAAA
Messenger RNA from Diorhabda sublineata, 7809 nucleotides. RefSeq lists its product as uncharacterized. The record is from RefSeq and is a predicted model, not a curated record. Lineage: Eukaryota; Metazoa; Arthropoda; Insecta; Coleoptera; Chrysomelidae. The coding region runs from base 340 to 4365 and encodes 1341 amino acids. The transcript is spliced from 16 exons.